This is a messenger RNA of Ostreococcus tauri, 1344 nucleotides long. RefSeq names its product unnamed product. Lineage: Eukaryota; Viridiplantae; Chlorophyta; Mamiellophyceae; Mamiellales; Bathycoccaceae. The coding region runs from base 1 to 1344 and encodes 447 amino acids. The record is from RefSeq and is a predicted model, not a curated record. The transcript has a single exon.
AUGGAGCGACAUCGCGCGGCGUCUGGCAAUGAUCUUCUCGACGCCGCGCUCGUGCUCGAGCGCGCGUCCACGUCGAGCGCGCGCGAUGGUGAGGCGCUGCGUCGAGCGGCGUUCGCGCUGGCGACGAUCGGAUCGAGGGUGACGGGCGAGGCGGGGGGACGGGAGACGAAUGCGCGGGCGCUGCGAAUCUGCGCCGAGACGUUGGUUCGCGCGCGCUCGUCGCGGUUCGCGCGCGAUCGAGACGUGACGCUCGCGUCGUGGGCGUGCGUGGUGUACGUCUACCGCGCGCUCGGCGUGCGGGCGAAUCGGAGCGAUGGUGAGGGAUUGGAGCUGUGCGCGAAGGCGUGUACGCUCGCGCUCGACGUCGACGACGCGGGGGACGACGGAUUGAGGUGGGAGAUCGCGGCGUUCGCGCUCGGUGGGUUGGCGAGAGCGAUGGGAGGCGCAGACGGUGUGGCCGCGGAAAAGCUGGAGAAGACGGCGGAUGGGGGACGGAUGUUGGGCGCGGCGCUCGCGCGGUGGACCGCGCUUAGAUCGACGAUGAGAGAGGCCGAGAGCAGCAGAGAGUUGAAAGCGGCCGAUCUCGCGCGUUUGUGCGCCAUAGUGAGCAAAUCGCCAGACGGUGCGGCGGCGAUGGGCUUUUGCGAUUGCGGCGGCGUCCAGGCGCUGCUCGCGUUGAUCGACGUAGGCGACGAGGAAUCGAGCGACGGGCGCGAAAAGCUCACGAGCGCGGCUAUUUUCGAUGUGGCGAAAGCGCUGGCGGGAUUCUGUUCCGCGUCAUCAAAGAGUGGUGCGAGAUUCGACGCGAUAUGGGUACGAAACGAGCUGAGCGCGAUUCUCGCCUCGGCGUCGGGGAAGAUUUCCGAUCCUCUGCCCGCCGUGGCGGCGACGCUGCUUCGACAGGCGGUGUCGUCGCUUGAGAAGCGCCAAUCGUCUGGUUCUUCGGCGCGACAACUAACGACCGCGCUCGAGCGAGAGGCUUCGGGAUACUUAAAUAUAGGGGAUUGUCGCCCCGCGCUCGGCGACGUCGGCACCACGAACGGCGUCGGUGUGUCCAAAUCGUUUGGCUCUCGAAUCGAACUCGUGAGAUCCCUCUCAUCGAGCGAUUUAUCCCCCGUCAAGGCUGCCUCCUCCUUCGGCGGCUCAGCAGAUUCAUUGUCCACCCCCCUCACUCGCAAGCGCUCGAGCUCGGGUUUACUUCACUCCAAAUCCGGAAAGUCACCCACCAAGGCGCGAGCCACGCGUGCCAGACGCUCUCGUCUCCGUCUCCUCAUCGCCCUCUCCAUCGUCACCGCCGUCUGCGUUCUCCUCUUCAUCCGUCACGGUCGUCGGCCUUUAUUCUAG